Molecule: messenger RNA, 519 nt
Organism: Mycosarcoma maydis (corn smut)
Lineage: Eukaryota; Fungi; Basidiomycota; Ustilaginomycetes; Ustilaginales
Exons: 3
Coding region: 1-519 (172 amino acids)
Source: RefSeq, a predicted model, not a curated record
AUGGCCUGUAAGAGAUUAACUCUCAACUGCUUUGUAGAUCUAACGCCCAAAAAGACAGGCUUUGCAAUCGAGAUGGAAUUGCGUGCAACACGGUUCAGUCGUGUGGGUGGCCACAUUUGUGCAUCUAGCAGCAAGCAUGAGCAUAGAGCAAAGCAAGAUAUCCGAAACCAGGGCACAGGCUCUUGCUGUUUUCGUCCCGCCUUCCGAACCGAGACAGAACCGAGCGGUGACACACUGGAGCUGCAGGGCAAGCCUGCCUAUCACACGUUUCUUGUGUUACCGUUCAUCAUUCAUUUGCCCGUUUCUCACGGCCCCAUCCGGAAUUCACCCGAAAGCACUCCGGACCGUUCGCUGGUUGCCACCAGCCAUCAAGUUGUAGUGCAUCGACACCAACUUUUGUCUCAAAACGUUGCUGUUGUAACCAUGUGCAAGUCGCGUGACAAGUCAUUGACGUGGCCUGAACUGCACUUUACGCUGGCUAGCUGCUGCUCUCUUGCAGCCGACGUGAUGUCUCAGUAA